UAGUAAGGGGGUGUCUAGCACCUGGAGUGCUGGUAUCUUCUGGGCCAGUGGCCAAGCAAAACAGGGCAACACGAAAAUAGGAAGGUUAUCUACAUUGGACUCUUGCAGAGACUCUUUUGCUGACAGUACUAAAAUCAGCCAUGGUGAAGAUUUCUGGAAAGGCCCAGUUAAGACUUUUCUGUGGAGAAAGGGGGUGCUACUACAGUAUCAUAAAGACAAGUAAAUUAAUAGUGACACCUCAUUAUACUGUUUGCAGAGUAAAACAAUGAUAUUUUACAUAUACUGCAUUAAAGACAUCACAAUCAACCUCACCUGUGACUUUCUCUCUUGUCUUUUGAAUCAUCUUGUUUUUGCUGGGCUGGAACCCAGGGCCUCAAUUUGCCAGAAAAGUACUGUAUGGCUGAGCUGUGCCGGGUUGUUUCACCUGUUUCUUUGAACGUUUUCAUGUGGCCUUCAGAAAAGUCAAAGGUACUUACUGAGCACUUCAUUUCAGUUGAACCGGCCUCCUUUCCAGGGCUCAGGCCCACCCUGAACCCAGGGCAGGAAGGUCAUGUGACUUAAGGUCUUAACAUACUCCUCUGUGGCUCCCAUGUGCAUAGCACCCAAUUCUACACAUCCCGGGUUACCCAUGGUCUGGCCCCAGCCCAGGAGGAGGUGCUGCCUGAAAAAGGGCUGGGCCUAUUUCAUCAGGGAUUGGUUACUUUGUUGUCCAAUCAGGCGCGCAGCCGGGGCAAGGGCGGGCUUCCGCAGACUGGCGCUUUCCUUGCUGGGCUGCUUGGGUCUUUUUUCCUCAGGUCGCGGGUCUUGGGCACGGAUUUUGGGCGACUCUGCAUAGCCAGAGAGCCCCAUGAGCUCGGGUGGCUGAAGUUCCUUCGUGAGGACGGCGGGUGACCCCGGAGGCCCAAACGGAGAGUGUGCGGCCAGGGCUGGCGGGACCCGGCGGGCGGCUCAGAAUCCAUCUCCAGGACUGUGUCUUCUCUGCUGUGUGAGGCCCAAGUGGCUCUGGCUCAGGUCUAUCUCUUUUUGACCUGCAGGUGCUAUGAGGUCCACAGGAAGGAUGUCAGGACUCCCCAGAAGGCAGGAAAUGACCUCAGUGUUCUUUGAAGAUGUGGCUGUGAACUUCACCCAGGAGGAGUGGGCUUUGCUGGAUCCUUCCCAAAAGAAUCUCUACAGAGAUGUGAUGCAGGAAGUCCUUAGAAACCUGGCUUCUAUAGGAUUCAGAUGGGAGAACCAAAGUGCUGAAGAUCAGAACACAAAUCCUGGGAUAGAUCUAAGGCACAUCAUAUCUCUCUCUGCAAACAAACCACAUGAGGAUGAGGAGUGUGGAGGAAAGCCAUAUGAAUUUAAACAGAACAAAAAAUCCUUUAUUUCUCUCACAAAUGUUCAAAGACACGUGUCAGAGUGCACUGUAAAUGGAUCGUAUGGAUGUUUGACAUGUGGAAAAGAGUUUAUUUGUUCCAGGUGUAUUGAAAAAUCUCGACGAUCUCAUACUAGAGAGAAGAUAUAUGGAGGCAAGCAAUGUGGGAAAGCCUUCAGUACUUCAAAUUAUCUUCAGUUACAUGUACAAACUCACACUGGAGAGACGGCUUACAGAUGUAAACAAUGUGGAAAUGCAUUCAUUAGUGUGGCUAAUCUUAAAGUACGUGAAGAAUCUCAUAAUGAGGAGAUUAUGAGUUGUAAACAAUGUGGAAAAGCCUUCAGUUGUUCCAGUUCCCUUCAAAAACAUGAACAAACUUAUGCUGGAGAGAACCCUAAUCCAUGUGAACAAGGUGGGAAAGCCUUUUUUAUAUCCUCUAAGCUAUACACACAAGAACAAACACAUAGAGGAAAGAAGCUAUAUGAAUGUAAACAAUGUGGAAAAGCCUUCACUAGUUCUUCUUAUCUUCAGAUUCAUAAACGAACUCAUACAGGAGAGCUCAAUGAAUGUAAACAAUGUGGUAAAGCCUACACUACUUCAUCUUACCUUCAGAUACAUAAAAGAACUCAUACUGGAUUGAAGCCCUAUGAAUGUAAGCAGUGUGGCAAAGCCUUCACUCAGUCCAGUCACCUUCAAAUACAUAAAAGAACUCAUGCAGUAAAGAAGCCCUAUGAAUGUAAACAAUGUGGGAAAUCCCUCUGUAGUUUUUCUUACCUUCAAAUACAUGAACGAACUCAUACUGGAGAGAAGCCCUAUAAAUGUAAACAAUGUGGAAAAGCCUUCACUUUUUCUAGUCCCCUUAAAGUGCAUGAACGAACUCAUACUGGAGAGAAGCCCUAUGAAUGUAAACAGUGUGGUAAAGCCUUUGCUACAUCUGGUAACCUUCACUCACAUGAACGAACUCAUACAGGAAGAAAGCCCUAUGAAUGUAAACAAUGUGGAAAAGCCUACAGUGGUUCUACUUGCCUUAAAAUACAUGAAAGGACUCAUACUGGAGAGAAGCCCUAUGACUGUAAGCAGUGUGGCAAAGCCUUUACCCAGUCCAGUCACCUUCACUCACAUGAACGAACUCAUAGAGGAAAGAAGGCCAAUGUGGGUAAACAAUCUGGUAAAGCCUUCAGUUGUUCCACUUAUCUUCCUGUGCAUGAAAAGCCUCACACUGGAGAUAAGCCGUAUCAAUGUAAAUAGUAUGGUAAAAUUUUCAUUUUUUUCCCUUUUCCUUUGAAUACAUGAACUAUCUCUGUGGAGAAAGGCCCUAUAAGUGGAAAUUGAUGACCUUGGUAAAGCCUUCACUAGUUUGACUUAUUAUGAAAGAUAUGAAAAAUCUCAUACUGGGGAAAAACUUUAUGGAUGUAAACAAUGUGGGAAAGCCUUCACUUAUACCUUUGGGCUUUGUGUACAUAAAAAUAUUUAUACAGGGGACGACCCUAUGAAUGUAAAUGGUGUGUUAAAUCCUU
Molecule: messenger RNA, 2874 nt
Organism: Marmota monax (woodchuck)
Lineage: Eukaryota; Metazoa; Chordata; Mammalia; Rodentia; Sciuridae
Product: zinc finger protein 14-like
Exons: 5
Coding region: 1040-2605 (521 amino acids)
Biological process (GO): regulation of DNA-templated transcription
Source: RefSeq, a predicted model, not a curated record